Macadamia integrifolia is the source of this 554-nucleotide messenger RNA. Its product is annotated as bax inhibitor 1-like. Gene Ontology annotation, cellular component: membrane. The transcript is spliced from 3 exons. The record is from RefSeq and is a predicted model, not a curated record. Lineage: Eukaryota; Viridiplantae; Streptophyta; Magnoliopsida; Proteales; Proteaceae. Bases 17 to 367 code for a protein of 116 amino acids.
AUAUUUUAAUUGUGGGAUGCUUGGACCGGCUGCAAUGUUGGCAAAGCGUAGAGAGUAUCUUUACUUGGGAGGACUGUUGUCCUCUGGCCUCUCCAUCCUCUUUUGGUUGCACUUUGCAUCCUCCAUCUUUGGGGGCUCCACAGCACUUUUUCAGUUUGAGUUAUAUUUCGGGUUGUUGCUCUUUGUUGGGUACAUUGUGGUGGACACACAAGAAAUAAUUGAGAGGGCACACCUUGGGGAACUUGACUAUGUGAAGCACUCUUUGACUCUUUUCACUGAUUUUGCUGCUGUCUUCGUCCGAAUUCUCAUAAUCAUGUUGAAGCAUGCAGCUGAAAAGGAUCAGAAGAAGAGGAGGCGAAGGAAUUGAAAACCAACACAAAUUCAGCUUGUAUGGGAAACACUGAUAGAGACUCCAUGCAUGUUCAUAUGCCAAUAAGUUGUUGUAUUUGGGAUUCUCCAAGUUGACUACAGCUUUCAAUGCUAGAAUAUUAUUACAAGAUUUAGGAUUUUUUAUGAUGUUUCUAAAUAAUUUAAUUAUGAGGAUGUUGGAUCAA